Messenger RNA from Chaetomium fimeti, 1107 nucleotides. Its product is annotated as P-loop containing nucleoside triphosphate hydrolase protein. NCBI's taxonomy places the organism in Eukaryota, Fungi, Ascomycota, Sordariomycetes, Sordariales, Chaetomiaceae. The record is from RefSeq and is a predicted model, not a curated record. Bases 1 to 1107 code for a protein of 368 amino acids. The transcript has 3 exons. Gene Ontology annotation, molecular function: ATP binding; ATP hydrolysis activity.
AUGUCGGUCAAAGAGGCCCGAGUAGUGGUUAGCAGAGUGUCACAGGAGCUCGCAACCGACGGCCUGGACCGCCUGCCCCCGUUUUCGGCCGCGUCCCAGCUGAGCGCUGCGGAAAUUGACAGCCGAGACGAAUACCAGUGGGACAACCUACCCGCUACAAAGGUUCUGACCGAUGAAGAAGCCCAAUUUUGUAUCCCUCUGGUUGGUUGCUAUGCUGUUGAGAACAAGGAAUUUUACCUCGUCAGUGCUGAAAGACUGCGGCCGGUAGCGUGGAACGCCGAUGCUAUGGAACGCCUUGUCUUGGACGAGGAGAAUAAAACACUGCUAGAGGGUCUAGUGAGCCAGCAUUACAACAAAAAGCAGCAGGACAGUCACCAAUGGGACUUCAUACCGAAGAAGGGAGAAGGGCUCGUGGUCUUGUUGCAUGGUCCGCCAGGGGUCGGGAAAACCCUGACGGCGGAGAGUCUCGCCCAACACGUGAAGAAGCCUCUGAUUUCUCUGAGCAUUGGCAGUUUGAUAUGGGACGAAUCGAAGCUCCAAGAGCGACUGGUCAGCGAGUUUUCGCGCGCAAUCGACUGGGAUGCCAUCCUCCUGCUGGAUGAGGCCGACGUCAUCUUGGAGGAGAGAUCAUUCGAGGACGUUCGAAGAAAUGCCAUCGUUUCAGUCUUCCUCCGCCAACUCGAGUACUUCAGAGGCGUCCUGUUCCUGACCACGAACCGGAUCAGUACCAUGGACGUAGCUUUCCAGUCUCGCAUCCAGAUCGGCAUCGGCUUCAAAGAGCUGACGCCCACCGACCGGAAGAAGAUCUGGCUGAGCCUGCUCGACCUCAACAAAGACAACCACAAGGACCGGCGUGCUCUUGAGCGGAUAAUGGAGAAGGCGGACAAGCUGGCCAAGUGGGAGCUGAACGGCCGCGAGAUCCGCAACGUGCUGAAUAUUGCCGACGCAUGCGCCCGCCGCCGCCCUGCGACGGGUUGGAUGACCUACGAGGAUGUCGAGAAGGCAGCCCGUGCGACGUUGGAGUUCAAGAAUAUACUCGAGACAGAACGGUCCAACUUGAAGAGCGAGCAGACCGUGUGGACCCCGUACUCUCGCGGAUUGCUCUAG